This is a messenger RNA of Lasiosphaeria miniovina, 1398 nucleotides long. RefSeq lists its product as uncharacterized. Bases 1 to 1023 code for a protein of 340 amino acids. NCBI's taxonomy places the organism in Eukaryota, Fungi, Ascomycota, Sordariomycetes, Sordariales, Lasiosphaeriaceae. The transcript is spliced from 7 exons. The record is from RefSeq and is a predicted model, not a curated record.
AUGCUGCGGUUCGGCUGCUCUCAGGCCGUGAUCGAACGCCUCGACCCGCUUGUGGACCCCGGCUCGAACCCCUCGCCGCACAUGCACCAAAUAGUGGGAGGAAAUGCCUUCAGCUCGGCCAUGCCGUCGGCGGACAUCGCCAAACUUGCGACGUGCACGUCGUGCCACUUCAGCCAGGACUUCUCCAACUACUGGACGGCGAACCUGUACUUCCGGGCGCGCAACGGCACCUACAAGCGCGUCCCGCAGAUCGCGAACCAGUUCAACGACGGCGACAACGCCGGCAUCACGCUGUACUACACGUCGCCCGGCCCGAACCUGACGACCGCCUUCAGGCCGGGCUUCCGCAUGCUCACAGGCGACUCGAUGCGGCGCACGUCGGAGAAUCUGGGCAAGAACAUGCAGCAGUGCUACCGCUGCUUCCCGAAGCCCGACUUUGGCGGCAGCAUGUACUCGCCCUGCAUGGACCCCAAGUGGGACACCGACCAUCUGCCCACACAGCCGUGCCCUGGGGGCAUCCGGUCCAACAUCGUCUUUCCGCUGUGCUGGGACGGCAAGAACCUCGACAGCCCGAACCACAAGGACCACGUCGCCCACCCGGUGGGCGGGCCGACGUCAUUCUCCGUCGUCACGGGCAAAUGUCCCGCGAGCCACCCGGUGAAGAUCCCUCAGCUGAUGUACGAGGUGAUGUGGGACACGCGCGAAUUCAACAACAAGGGCGAUUGGCCCGCAGACGGCAGCCAGCCGCUGGUGCUGUCGACGGGCGACACCACCGGCUACGGACAGCACGCCGACUACGUCUUCGGGUGGCGGGACAGCACACUGCAGACGGCCAUGGACAGCGGCUGCUACCUGCGCAACUGCUCGCAGCUGGCGGACCAGGCGCCCAAGGUCAAGAACCUGUGCAGCGUGCCCGUGACGGCCAACGAGGACCACCAUCUCGACGAAUGUGAGUUGUUUUGUUUUGUCUUGUCUGUCAACUACCUUGAAUUGGAGCCGGUGCUGACGGGCAUGACGCGGUAGGGCUUUCUGAGCUUCCGGGCGGAGGCACUGGCGUGUGAUUGGGAUGAGGACAAUCUGUUGUUUGUGUAUAUGUGUUUCGAAGACGUGAAUUUGAAAAGAGGGCAAAGUCAAACAGUCCCAAUGUCCACUUGGAAAUUUGUGGUUUUGGGGAAUACUGCAUGCUAUUGUCGCGUGGCGAUGCGUAUGGAGCAAGUUUCAUCCCCGCAAUAGACCGAAAGUUAAUUCUCGCCGGGAAAAGAAGAAAGUAUUUCGUUUGAUGAUUUGUAAACACCAAGACGGUUGAGCCGAACAAUUGUGGCCGACCUGGGCAACGAAGCAGCCACAAUGCCACAUUGGGGUUUUCGGCUUGGGCCAGGUGCGGCUGGUGAAUUUCCC